UGAAUUAUCAAUCAAAUGUCUCAAAAAUAAGAAAACGUUUUUACUAAUCUUAAUACAUGACAUUUGGUAAUUAAAGCAUACCUAAUAUAACAUGCAUCAAUUUCUAUUAGCAUUGUUCUUUGUUGGUCUUAUAAAUAAUAGUAUAUCAUGGAGAACAUUUAUGAGAGGUCGAAGCAAAUAUGGUAAUCUAGGUGAUCCAAUUUUAUCUGAAGAUCAUGAACUUCCAAAUGAGCAAUGGUUUACACAGUUUCUAGAUCAUUAUAAUCCAACUGAUGCACGUGUUUGGGAACAAAGAUAUUUUGUAAAUGGAGAAUAUUACAAAAAAGGAGGUCCUGUAUUUUUAAUGAUUAGUGGAGAAGGUGCAGCAACUGCUAAAUGGAUGGUAGAAGGUCAGUGGAUUGAAUACGCUAAACAUUUUGGAGCAUUAUGUUUUCAAGUAGAACAUCGUUAUUAUGGAAAAAGUCAUCCUACUUCGGAUCUUAGUGUGAAAAACUUAAUAUAUCUUUCAUCGCAACAGGCACUUGCAGAUUUGGCUUAUUUUAUAGAAGUUACAAAUCUUAAUUACAAAUUACCAAAUGAUACCAAAUGGAUUGCAUUUGGUGGGUCAUAUGCUGGAUCACUGGCUGCAUGGUUGCGUUCUAAAUAUCCUCAUUUAGUACAUGGGGCAGUUUCUGCAAGUGGUCCCUUAUUGGCAGAAAUUGAUUUUCAAGAAUACUAUGUUGUUGUUGAGAAUGCUAUUAAAGAAUACUCAGAGGCAUGUAUAGAUUCAAUAGUAGAAGCAAACAAACAAUUUCAUAUAAUGUUACAUCACCCCAUUGGUCAACAAGGAAUAGCUAAAAAAUUUGUCUUAUGUGAUCCUAUUGAUCGUGGAUCCACGAAACAUAAUGAUAUUUCGAAUUUAUAUGAAACAAUAGCGAGUAACUUCGCUGGUAUAGUACAAUACAAUAAAGACAAUCGUAAUAAUUCGGCAAUGGCUAAUAUGACAAUUGAAAGUGCCUGUGAUAUUUUAACUAAUGAAACAUUAGGUAUUGCUAUUGAUAGACUUGCAAUUUUAAAUACAAAAAUAUUGAAUGCAUCGAAAGAGAAGUGUUUAGACUAUAUGUAUAGUAAAAUGAUUCAUAAACUCAGGAAUGUAAGUUGGACUAAUGAACAAGCAGAAGGAGGACGACAAUGGAUGUACCAAACCUGUACAGAAUUUGGAUUCUUUCAGACUUCCACAGCACGCCCAAAUUUAUUUAGUGAAACUUUCCCAGUGGAUUUCUUUAUACAACAAUGUAUUGAUGUGUUUGGUCCAAGGUACAAUAUGCACUUGCUAAAGUCAGCAGUAUAUAGAACAAAUAUUUUAUAUGGAGCAUUAAAUUUGAAAGUUACAAAUGUAGUAUUUGUACAAGGCUCAGUUGACCCUUGGCAUAUUCUGGGUCUUACGAAGUCGUCAAAUCCGCAGAUGCCUGUUAUUUAUAUUAACGGUACUGCUCACUGUGCCAACAUGUAUCCUCCUUCUAAAAACGAUCCACCACAAUUAGCAAAUGCCAGAAUAGAUAUUGCACGUUUCAUCUAUCAAUGGUUAAAUUAA
Molecule: messenger RNA, 1573 nt
Organism: Eufriesea mexicana
Lineage: Eukaryota; Metazoa; Arthropoda; Insecta; Hymenoptera; Apidae
Product: putative serine protease K12H4.7
Exons: 9
Coding region: 92-1573 (493 amino acids)
Biological process (GO): proteolysis
Molecular function (GO): serine-type exopeptidase activity; dipeptidyl-peptidase activity
Source: RefSeq, a predicted model, not a curated record